Molecule: messenger RNA, 720 nt
Organism: Eufriesea mexicana
Lineage: Eukaryota; Metazoa; Arthropoda; Insecta; Hymenoptera; Apidae
Gene: Lipt2
Product: Lipoyl(octanoyl) transferase 2
Exons: 1
Coding region: 1-720 (239 amino acids)
Biological process (GO): protein lipoylation
Molecular function (GO): lipoyl(octanoyl) transferase activity
Source: RefSeq, a predicted model, not a curated record
AUGUCUGCAAAUAUAGUGAAAGUUUUAUGGGCACGUAGAUUAAGUUAUAAUUCUGGACUAAAGUUACAAAAAAUAUUAUCCAAUCAACAUUAUCAAAACUUAAAUGGUAGUUGCAAUACAUUGGUAUUGAUUGAACAUGAUCCAGUAUUUACAGUUGGAAUCAGAGAUAAAAGUUAUACAACAGAAGAUGAGAAAAGAUUAAAAGAUUUAGGUGCUGAAUUUUUUAGAACAAAUCGAGGUGGUCUUAUAACUUUUCAUGGGCCUGGGCAAUUAGUGGCAUAUCCUAUUCUAAAUUUAAAGCAAUUUAAAAGUAGCAUGAAAUGGUAUGUUUGUCAAAUAGAAAAUAUGAUUAUUCGUUUAUGUGCAGAAUUUGGUAUUAAAGGAGAAAAAUCUCCACACACUGGUGUGUGGGUAAAUGAUAAAAAAAUUUGUGCCAUCGGUAUUCAUGGAUCUCGUUAUAUAACAACACAUGGUUUAGCUUUAAAUUGCAAUACAGAUUUAAAUUGGUUUAAUCAUAUUGAUCCUUGUGGUAUUAAAGAAAAAGGAGUAACAAGCAUUAGUCAGGAACUUAAUAUGAAUGUUACUAUUCAAGAUGUAUUACCAGUAUUUCAAAAUGCUUUUCAAGAUCAGUUUCAAUGUACAUUAAUUGAAUAUCCAGCAGAGGAAUCUUUUCAAUUAUUUAAACAUAUCAAUAGCAAUGAUAUUAUCAAUGUAAUGUAA